Molecule: messenger RNA, 1616 nt
Organism: Diceros bicornis minor
Lineage: Eukaryota; Metazoa; Chordata; Mammalia; Perissodactyla; Rhinocerotidae
Gene: SNX21
Product: sorting nexin family member 21
Exons: 4
Coding region: 127-1218 (363 amino acids)
Biological process (GO): protein transport
Cellular component (GO): early endosome membrane
Molecular function (GO): phosphatidylinositol phosphate binding; protein binding
Source: RefSeq, a predicted model, not a curated record
CGGAGCGGCCUGGGCCCUGCGGAGCCCGGCAGAGCCCGGCAGGCCGUCGUAGUCCGCUGGGAGCUGCACCGGGACCCCUGGAGGGCGGCGCGCACCUGAGUGCACGGCAAGGCGCAAGAGGCUGCCAUGGCCUCGCGGCUCCUGCACCGGCUGCGGCACGCCCUGGCCGGCGACGGCCCGGGGGAGGCGGCGGCCGGCCCCGAGGCCGAGCAGUUCCCGGAGAGCUCGGAGCUGGAGGACGACGACGCCGAGGGCCUGUCCUCCCGGCUCAGCGGCACUCUCAGCUUCACCAGCGCCGAGGAAGAUGAGGAGGACGAGGAGGAAGACGAGGAGGGCGGCCCCGACCCGCUGCCCGCCGGGGACGGGGCGUCGGGAGAAGACGCAGAACGGAGCCCCCCACCUGAUGCGCAGCGGGGCAGUCAGCUCCUGGCACGGCAGUUGCAGGAUUUCUGGAAGAAGUCCCGGAACACCCUGGUACCCCAGCGGCUGCUCUUCGAGGUGACCAGUGCCACCGUGGUCAAGGACCCACCCUCCAAGUACGUGCUCUACACCCUCGCCGUGAUGGGUCCAGGGCCACCAGAUCGCCAGCCAGCCCAGAUCUCUCGCCGCUACUCGGACUUUGAGCGGUUGCACCGAAACCUACAGCGGCAGUUCCGGGGCCCCAUGGCUGCCAUCUCCUUCCCCCGUAAGCGCCUGCGCCGGAAUUUCACUGCAGAGACCAUUGCCCGCCGCAGCCGGGCCUUCGAGCAGUUUUUGGGCCACCUGCAGGCAGUGCCCGAACUGCGCCAUGCCCUGGACCUGCAAGACUUCUUCGUGCUGCCCGAGCUGCGGCGGGCACAGAGUCUCACCUGCACUGGCCUCUAUCGUGAGGCUCUGGCGCUCUGGGCCAAUGCCUGGCAACUGCAGGCCCAGCUGGGCAUCCCCUCUGGCCCAGACCGCCCUCUGCUGACCCUGGCUGGGCUGGCUGUGUGCCACCAGGAGUUGGAGGACCCUGGGGAGGCCCGGGCAUGCUGUGAGAGGGCCCUACAUCUACUGGGAGACAAGAGCCUCCACACUUUGUUGGCACCCUUUCUAGAAGCCCAUGUUCGGCUCUCCUGGCGCCUGGGCCUGGACAAACGCCAGUCGGAGUCCCGGCUCCACGCCCUCCAGGAGGCAGGCCUGACCCCCACUCCACCCCCUAGUCUCAAAGAAUUGCUUAUCAAGGAGAUACUGGACUAACCUUGCCUAGACUUAAGGCCACUGGGGGAAGAGGCACUGCCCUAGGGUGUGUGUGCGUGGGGCGGAGUGCUGAUGAGGACAUGGACAGCAGUUGGGAGGCUGUAGGGGGUGCUGGAAACCCCUAGAAGUUCCACAAAGAAUUUGUAGCAGACCAAGGAAACAUGGUUCUUCUGUUGAGCUGGACUCAGGACAAGCUUUGGCUGCGAUGCUCGGGAUGGGGCAGGAAGUCUGAUGCAGAUGCUCCAGCUUAUGAACAGCUAGGGGCUGUGCCCCAGGUCAGGGUCACUGGUCCCUUUUCCGUGGGUCUCCAAGCCAGCAAGCCAGCCUGGCUGAAGGGCCAGGGACUCUGCCUCUGAAGUCCUAGAGUCGAUGGCUAGAGGGAGGGCUGCAGUUCUGGC